CGGUCGGAAAAUUGGGCGAGUUUAAUGUGGAAAGUGGAAAUUGGCAGUUAUAUUGUGAUCGGUUACAAAUGUACUUUCUGGUGAACAAUGUGGACGAUAAGUUACAGUUACCAACAUUAAUCUCAAUCGUGGGUGAAGCCGCAUACGAACUCAUGGUUAAUUUGUGCUCACCUAAAAAACCGGCAGAAAAAACUUAUAAGGAAGUGGUGGAACUAAUGUCUACGCAUUUACAACCUACCCCGUCAAUGUUAGCGGAGAGGUUUAAGUUUCGCCAAUAUAGACAAUGUGAAGGCCAAUCUAUUGCUCAAUUUGUGGAACAGUUAAAGAAAUUAUCGCGUUUUUGUGACUUUGGGACCGAACUCGACAGUAAUAUGCGGGACCAGUUUGUGUGCGGGCUGUGCAGUGACGGUAUUAGACAACGGCUGUUUGUGGAAAAAAAAUUGACUUUCUCAACGGCAACGGCGAUCGCGUUAUCGUUAGAGGCGGCGGAACGGGACGCUUUGGCAGUUGAAACUACCGGCGUUAACUUUAUAAAAAAACCGCCGGUGAGAAGAACAACGGGGUGUUGUGUGGCCUGUGGAGAUUUUCGACAUAAGGUGGAAAACUGUAAAUUUCGGGACUAUGUGUGCAGUCGGUGCAAAAAUGUAGGACAUUUGCGGCGAAUGUGCUCGUUGGCGGAGGUAAACGACGGUGACCGCAAAACGACCUUUAACGGCUCGUUUACGUCAUCGAGAGGCGGCGGCCGAGCGGGCGCUCGGAGCACCUACCGGGGCCGCGGUGCAGCACGGGGCGGCGGAAGACAAUUCUACAUGGGACAAGGCACGGAGAACAAGUCAUCGACGGCGGCGGCGGGUCGGUCGGACUCGCGGGACACCGGGAACCGGCAGGGUGACGUCACGGGCAUGUCGACCGAAUAUGUCCAGGACGAUGAAGCGGACCAGGAGAGUGGUGACUAUGAAGAACCCAUGUUCCAGAUGUCCUUAGCAAAGUAUAGACCGAUUUAAAGAAGUGUUUGAACCCGGACUCGGGUGUUUCACGGGAGGGCGAGCGAGCCUGCGGCUGCGGGCGGGGGCGGAGCCGGUGUUCUGCCGCGCGCGGCCGCUGCCGUACGCGCUGCGCGAGCGCGUCGACGCCGAGCUCGACGCCAUGCUGGCCAGCGGCGUCAUCGAGCCCGUGGAGCACUCCGACUGGGCCACUCCUCUGGUAAUCGUACACAAGCCGGAUGGUUCUUUACGUCUCUGUGCAGAUUUUAAAACUACUUUAAACAGGGUUUUGUUGGUAGAUAAAUAUCCAGUUCCGAAAAUAGAAGACUUAUUUACUCUUUUAAAUGGCAGUCAAUAUUUUACAAAAAUUGACUUAUCACAAGCGUACAAUCAAGUUUUGUUAGAUGACAGUAAAGAAAAUGAUUGUACAGGUCUAACGGUCAUUAAUACGCAUAAAGGUUUGUUCAAAUAUAAAAGAUUAGUGUACGGACUAGCGUCUAGCCCAGGUAUAUUCCAAAGAAUAAUGACUAAUCUGUUUAGAGAGCUACCAAACGUAACUGUGUUCUUAGAUGAUAUCCUGAUUUCAAAUACUACUAGAAUAGACCACGAAAAAAGCAUAGAAAAAGUCUUUAAAAUAUUAAAGGAAAAUGGGUUAAA
Ostrinia furnacalis (Asian corn borer) is the source of this 1640-nucleotide messenger RNA. RefSeq lists its product as uncharacterized. The record is from RefSeq and is a predicted model, not a curated record. Gene Ontology annotation, molecular function: nucleic acid binding; zinc ion binding. The coding region runs from base 69 to 1004 and encodes 311 amino acids. Lineage: Eukaryota; Metazoa; Arthropoda; Insecta; Lepidoptera; Crambidae. The transcript has 3 exons.